Amoebophrya sp. A25 is the source of this 708-nucleotide messenger RNA. Lineage: Eukaryota; Dinophyceae; Syndiniales; Amoebophryaceae. The record is from the annotation of a GenBank genome assembly.
CAGCCACCAACUUCACCGCUGACCCCGCAGUCCAAGGUGCUAUUGGUUCAGCUGUGGUCGAAUCGUUCGCGCAGAUGGGCGUACAGGGUCUGAGUAAAGACAACGUUACCAAAGUGGUGUUGACGUUAUGGCCAGGAGCCUGCUGUAGCAUCCAUCUUUGUCUUUCUGAGCAUCUUGCUUCUGGAUCUGGGUGCCUUUUUUUGUCCCCUUUGUGUACUAAAGAGCUUGGAGUUAAUACGAGUGCUCCCGAUCACUUCUUGAUGUUGACGAUUUUGGAGCCGUAUAAUUCUCCAAGAUUAUGAUCACAAGGGUAAGUGUAGAGGUAGUACCAGUUGUAAAGGGAUCCAGAUAAAAAAGGGACCGAUAUUUUCUCAGAAGAACAAUAGAAGCCGACUCUAAAGACAGCUGUCCAAGGUGUCAGUGGUGCGGCUUCCUUGUUAUACGGACAGUCACAACCGAUGUUAAGGCCGCUUAGUUUGAUACUACUUACUCGUGAUCUAUCCACUACUGGAUCUGAAGGUAGUAUUUUUACGUAGUUGGAGAUCAACAUAAUCAGAAACACAAUAAAAUAUGCGUAAUAGUAUCUACUACAGUCAGCGUUAAGUCUAAGUUUGCCCGUGGUCGUGGCUAGUAUGGAUAGCGGUAAUGCACCAGGUGGUAAUGCAGGCGGCAGGGGAGGUGCUGGAGUCGAACAAGAACAAGCUGGAG